AUGGCCUCCCAGGGGGAAGCUCAAAGUGAGACGCCAGUCCAGGUCAAUAAUGAGCGUAGGUCUUCUGUCGCUUGUGAAAAUUCUGCACCAAAAGUAAUUGAUGCUCCGCAGGAUCUGACGGUCAGUGGAGGUGCUGAAGUAGGGCGUCAGACAUGCUGCGCCAAUCAAACAAGUGAUAUCAACAACGAUAGUUGCCUCCAAUGUUCUUCCUGUCAAGAAUUUACUACGCUGUUUCCAUUCAGCUACAACAUAUUUGUUCCGGCAACAGAUUCAAGUAUCCAUCAUUUUAUGAAACUGAGGCACAAACUCACAACGACCUAUCUACGCUGUCGGCUUCGCAUGGGAGUUAACACAUUCGAUAGUGGAUGCAUAUACGGAAAUGAAAGACUGCUUCGUGUGGAAUCCCAAACUGAAGAGGAGCUGAUUCAAGCAAUUGAUCGAUUAGAUGAGGUCAUUCCUGCAUGGAAGGUUUGGCAGCGCGGCAAAGUGGAUUCUCAGCUUAUACGAUGA
This is a messenger RNA of Hydatigera taeniaeformis, 510 nucleotides long. Lineage: Eukaryota; Metazoa; Platyhelminthes; Cestoda; Cyclophyllidea; Taeniidae. The record is from the annotation of a GenBank genome assembly.